This is a messenger RNA of Fusarium oxysporum Fo47, 408 nucleotides long. Its product is annotated as ankyrin repeat-containing domain protein. Gene Ontology annotation, cellular component: nucleus. Gene Ontology annotation, biological process: regulation of gene expression. The annotation marks the transcript as partial. NCBI's taxonomy places the organism in Eukaryota, Fungi, Ascomycota, Sordariomycetes, Hypocreales, Nectriaceae. Gene Ontology annotation, molecular function: protein binding. The record is from RefSeq and is a predicted model, not a curated record. The transcript has a single exon.
AUGGACGAUGGACGGGCACUACUAUCAUUGGCGGUAAAGAAGGGCCACGAGGCCAUCGUGAAGUUGCUACUUGCCUCCGGUAGGGUCAAUCCGAACGUUAAGGACCAGUACGGAUGGACACCACUGUGGCACGCAGCCGCAAAGGGCUACGAGGCGAUCGUCAAGCUCCUACUUGGCACGGGCAAGGUCGAUCUGGAGGUUAAGGACGUUUACGGAUGGACAGCAUCAUUAUGGGCUGCCGCAAACGAGCGCGAGGCCAUCCUUAAGCUAUUACUCGACGCGGGCGUCGAUGUUGAGUCAAAAGAUCCGUCUGGCCGGACGAUGCUAUGGUGGGCUGUCACGCGCGUUCCCGGGGGUGGCCACCACGACGUAAUCGAACGAUUAAUAGCCGCAGGUGCUGACGCGAAU